CCGCCAGGCCGUUCCCCAUUCCCCACUCCCCACCCCCCACACUCCGCCGCUGAUCCCUCCGCCACUCCCCGCCAUGGCGGUCACGGGGAAGGGCAAGCAGCUCGCCUCCGACGCCCCGGGCGCCUCCGCCUCCGGCACCAAGCGCCGCCUCGGCGGCGGCGGCGGCGGCGCGGGCCCCUCCUCCUCCUCCUACAAAGCCGCCGCCAAGCGCGGCCGCCGCGAGGGCGUCCUCCAGUUCUUCGACGACGUCGCCGGCGUCGACGACGAGUACGAGGAGGAGGACGAGGAGCCCGACUCCGAGGAGGACUUCGACGACGACGACGACGGUUUCGUUCCUGAGCCGCCGAGAAAAAGCGAUAACAACAGAAGGGCUGAAAGGUCACACCCUCUUCCAUUUCUCGGGCAUGUGAAGGAAGAGGAGCUGAGCGGAGACGAACUCGAGGAGUUCGUCAGGCAGCGCUAUUCUAGUCGGGUGAGACAUGCCGGUCAUGGUGGCUCUGCCCAGUAUGACGACGCUGAGGAUGAGGAGUUCACCCAUUUGAACGAGCCUAUUAUCUGGAGAGUCAAAUGCAUGGUUGGGCGUGAGCGGCAAAUGGCUUUCUGCCUCAUGCAGAAGUUUGUUGACCUGAAGAAGUAUGGCACAAAAGUGCCAAUUAUCUCGGCGUUCUCACUUGACCAUGUCAGAGGAUUUGUUUUUGUUGAAGCUGAGAAGGCGUGCGAUGUUACAGAGGCAUGCAAAGGAUUUUGCAAUGUUUAUGUAAGCCGAAGCAGUCCUGUUCCUGCAGCUGAAGUUCCUAGCUUGCUAUCACCUCGUGCAAAACCAGCUGGAGUCUCUCCAGGCACAUGGGUGCGCAUGAAAGCUGGAAAUUAUAAAGGAGAUCUAGCACAGGUUGUCGGUGCGGAUGAUGGGCGGAAAAGGGUGUUGAUAAAGCUUAUACCAAGAGUUGAUCUCCGAGCUAUUGCGAAAAAAUUUGGCGGUGCAAUUUCCCUAAAAGGAGCUCCAGUUCCAGAACCACGACUAAUCAGUUCACAGGAGCUAGAGCUCUUUGCACCUCAUAUUGAGAGGAAGCGUGAUCGUCAGACUGGUGAUGUUUUUGAAGUGCUUGAUAGUUUGAUGUUCAAAGAUGGUUUCCUGUAUAAGAGAGUUGCACUUAGUUCUUUGAUUUACUGGGGGAUACAACCAACGGAUACUGAGCGUGUCAAGUUCUCUUCUAGUCCAAGCACUAAAACUUCUGCUGAUGACAUGGAUUGGGUCUCCAGCGUUUAUGGUCAGAAGAAAAGGAACGUGUCCAGAGAGCCUGAUAUGAAUCCAUCAUCAUCUUCUAAAGACAAGUGCUCCAAGGCAUCAAAUCUUAAAGGUUCCAGUUCUUCAAAUCUUAAAGGUUCCAGUUCUGCGGAGAAUUAUGAUGAUGAUGGUGAUGGCGAUGAUGAUCAAUUCCAUCUCCAUGAUCUUGUACUUUUUGGGCGAAAAGAUUUUGGGGUGAUUAUUGCUGUUGAAAAAGAUGGUUUUAAGAUUUUAAAGGGUGGUCCUGAAGGAACUGCUGUGACAGUUAGAAAGCAGGAUAUUAACAGAGGAUGUGUAGACAAAAUGUUUACAGCUGUUGACCAUCAGAAGAAGACAAUAUCCAUGAAUGACACAGUUAAAGUUCUGGAAGGACCAGUUGAGGGUAAGCAAGGAGUUGUUAAACACUUGUACAUGGGAAUACUCUUUAUAUAUAAUGAAAGUGAAAGUGAGAACGGCGGAUAUUUCUGUGCCCAAUGUGGGUCAUGUGAAAAUAUCAAGAAAAGGAGGGAACUGACAAAUUCGGAGGAUAGUCCAAUUCCCAUGUUCUCGGACUCGGGUUUUAUACCAUCUGAGCAAAAUGAACAACGUAGCAACGAAAGGCCUUAUAGGGCACCCAGAGAACAACUCUUCUCAAUCGGGGAAAUGCUCCGUAUUCGGAAGGGUCCUUUGAAGGGCUAUCUCUGCCGUGUAAUUCGGAUAUUCCGAAAUGAUGUAACUGUUAAGCUAGAUUCUUUGCUGAAGAUAGUUACAGUGCAAGCAGAGUUUCUCUCAGUCCCGACUAAAAGGGGGGAUAACUCAUGUAGUGCUCCAUCUAGUUCUUUUGGAAAUCAUGAUACAUCAUUUUUGGGUUCAGAAACAGCCAAAACCCCAUGGGACAAUGGAUUUACAUCUCUUGGCAGUGAUUCUUGGCAACCUUCAAGUUCUGCAUUUCCAGCCCAGAAUGCAGAUGGAGAAGCAGAAGUUGAUCCUUGGUGUAAGAAACCAACAUCUGCUGAUGGUGAUUCUGAUCCAUGGGGCAAUAGCACUACACAAAAGGAAAGCUCCAGUGACGAUGCAUGGGGUAAACCAGCUGGAGGUAGUAGUGGAUUUGAUGCUGGUGGCAGCUCUUGGGGUGGAGCAGCAGUCAACAAGGAUAGUGAAAAGAGUGACAACUGGGGUGAAGCAUGCAAGGUGGUGGACAGGGCAACUGGUGGUGACACAGAUCCUUGGGGCAGUAAGGUUAAAGUAGUUAAGGAAGCAGAUAGUUGGGGAAACUUGCCAGGGCCACCAGAGAAGGAAGAGGACGGUCAAGGAUGGGGCCAACCUUUUGGCAACUCAAACCAAGAUCAAGAAAAAGGGACAGGAUCGAAAGACACAGACAAGAGUGGGUCUUGGGAUACUGCUGUUGCUAUUCGUGUCGGCUCGGAUGAUGAUGCCUGGGCUAAGUCUGAUGCUUUGCCUGUUGCUCAAGAUGAUGCCUGGGGGAAGAAGUCAAAAGACACCAAUGGUGACCAAGCAGCUGAGUGGAACAAAGCUGGAUCAUCAGACCAACUUGGUGGCAGUGAUUGGAGUACACCAAAAUUUUCUGGGGGUGCUGGUUCAUCAAGCUGGAACAAGGGAGAGGCAGUUGGGGGAGAUAGUCAGAAUAGCACCUGGAGCAGACCUGCUGGAAACUUUGAAGCUGGGCGUGGGUUUGGGCAAGGACGUGGGAGAGGCCGGGGCCGGGAAUCUGGGGAUUCGGGUGGCAGAAAUGACCAAGAAAGCUGGAAGGGAUCAUGGGAUAAUGACAAUUCUGCAAAGCCCUCUUGGAGGUCUGGUACACAGGUAGAUAACGAAGUUGGAGAUUCUGGUGGAUACAGGGGAAGAGGAAGGGGCCAAUAUGGAGGACGAGGGAGAGGAAGAGACAAUGGUGGGAGAAAUGGAAAUGGAGGCGGCUCUGAGUUUGGAAGGGAAAGGAGCAGUGGUGAUACACCAAACUGGGGAAACAGUCAGCCUUGGAGUGGCAGUGAAGGCACCAAGACAUGUGAUGAAAAUCAGACUUCCACCUGGAACUGCUCGGAGGAUAAAAAACUGUCUGGAGGUGAAGAAGAUGAUCCUUGGGGGAGCAAGGUGGUUACAAAAGGUGAACAAGAUGAUCCUUGGGGGAGCAAGGUGGUUACAAAAGGCCAAGAGAAACAAAAUGAUGCUUGGUCAAGUAAGGUGACUUCGACUGCAGGUGCCGAGAACAAUGAUGGCUGGAACACAAAGGCGAAAGAGUUAUCCUGCAGCCUUGGGUCUAAGUCGGAGAAUGCUGCAUCUGGUGAAGAAGGACGAGAUGAUCCUUGGUCAAGCAAGAUUGUUUCUACUCCUAAAGGCAAGGAACAAGAAACUGAUCCCUGGGCAAGCAAAGUAUCUUCUACUGCAGCAGUGGAAAAAGCUGACACCUGGGGCAAUGGAAAUGGAGGGAGUUGGAACACUUCUGGUUCCUCUGUUGGGCAUCAGGAAUCUUCUUGGGGCAAACCAAGCUCCUCAAGUGGAGAUCAAGAGCCAGCUUGGAAGAAGCCAAAUUAUGGUGAUGAUAAGACUGGAUUCGGUAGGGGUGGAUUCGGAGCUGGGAAUCGAGGCAGAGGGAGAGGAAGGUUUGGGGACUCGUCAUGGGAUGGAGGAAGUAAUAUUAAUGAUGGAUCAGGUGGAGAAAGGUCUGAAGGUGGCAGAGGAAGAGGUAGAGGGCGUUUUGGUAGAGGUGAUCGCAAUCAAGGCAACAACUUUGGGUCAGGAGACAGGGAUGGAGGCAGUUGGAGCUCUGGCAGGGGAAACGGAGGCCGAGGUGGUGGUUACAGAAACUCGAAUGACAACAAUGAGGGAAGGUCCUCCAGUCAAGAUGGUGGUGGUGGUUGGUCUCAGUCGACGGACUGGAAUGCCAGCAAAAAGGGAAACACCGAAGGAGAUCAAGCUUUUUCACAAGGCAACUCCAGCUGGGGAAGUGACAAAAAUGAUAGCUGGGGAGCUCCGAAGCCAUCUGGUGGAGGUGAUCAGGCAGGAAAGAAGGAUGGAAACAACACCUGGAAUCAAAACAAGCCACCUUCUGGCGGUGGAUCAUCUAUCCUGGGCCAGCCACCUUCUGGCGGUGGAUCAUCUAUCCUGGGCCAGUGGGGUGGUCCACCUGGCGACACUACUGCUGGCAGAGGUGGAGGAUCUGUUGGGGGAGGAUCGUGGGGAAACAACGAAGAAAAGUCCAGCUGGGGGAGUGACAAAAAUGGUAGCUGGGGAGCGCCAAAACCAUCCGGUAGAGAUGAGGCAGGCAAGAAGGAUGGAAACAACACCUGGAGUCAAAGCAAGCCAUCUUCUGGCAGUGGAUCCUCCAUCCUAGGUCAGUGGGGUGCUCCUCCUGGUGACACUACAGCAGGCGGAGGAGGAUCAUGGGGAAAGAGCAGUGAUGAUGGCUGGAAUUCGUCAAAAGGAACUGGAGGUUCAGAAGGUGGUUCUAGGAAGGAAGGAUCUUCGGACAAGGCCGAAGGGAGCGGGAGCCAAGGAGGCGGUGGUGGCAGUUCCUGGGACAAGGCAGGUGGUGGUGGAUGGGACAGCAGCAACAAGGGUGGGGAUUCUGGCAGUGGUGGUGGUGGGUGGUAAGCUUGCUCCAGAAUCAGCUGCGCCUGAUCUUUGGGCUUGUACAUAAAGGGUUUGCACUAUGUAGUAUGUACAUCUCUGUGCUGUAGCACGGUACCUGUGGUUGGUUCCUUUGCCAUGGCUACUUGAAUCUUAUAAACAUGGCCUAGCUGGGGCAGGACGUUCCCUCUUAGUGGCAGUUAGUAGUGCCAGCUAAACGUUGCCUAGUAACUGAAGUACCUUUUCUAUUAUCUUGUCUGAGAUUUCCACGUGGUUAAUAUUGCAAUGCUAUGUCAUGGCGAUGCCCUUGGUUGGAUGCA
Molecule: messenger RNA, 5169 nt
Organism: Lolium perenne
Lineage: Eukaryota; Viridiplantae; Streptophyta; Magnoliopsida; Poales; Poaceae
Source: RefSeq, a predicted model, not a curated record